GCCCGAGGGCCGCGGCUCUGCUGAGGAAGACCCCAGAGGAAGACCCCGAUGCGCCAACUCAGCAGCCGCAGCCGGAUGCCCUGACUUUUCGCUUGCUGUCCUGGACUUUUUCUCUGGCGCGGGCCUGAGGCGGCUGCCUGGACAUCCCGAGGACCAGCCGCUUGCCACAAGUAGUCCCCGAUCUUUGCUCUAAGAUUUUUGCUGUGAGAAUUAACAGUAUCUGUUCAAUAUGGUAGACAUUCUGGCUCAUGAAUCAGAAUUACUUGGACUGGUGAAAGAGUAUUUAGAUUUUGCUGAAUUUGAAGACACCUUGAAAACAUUUUUGAGAGAAUGUAAAAUAAAAGGAAAACCAUUGUCUAAAUCUACAUGUGGCUCUUUAAGGGACCCCAAAUCAUUGAAAUUCCAGAGGGAUCUCCUUGCUGCGUUUGACAGUGGAGACCAGAAGGUGUUCUUCAGGCUGUGGGAAGAGCACAUCCCCAGGCCCAUCCGGGAUGGCGACUCUCUGGCCCAGAAGCUGGAGUUCUACCUUCAUAUCCACUUUGCCAUCUAUCUUCUGAAGCACUCCACAGGCAGACCUGACAAAGAGGACCUGGAUGAAAGGAUUUCUUAUUUCAAAACCUACCUGGAGACCAAAGGGGCGGCCCUGAGCCAGACCACGGAGUUCCUCCCUUUCUACGCCCUGCCUUUUGUUCCCAACCCCAUGGUGCACCCCUCAUUUAAAGAACUCUUCCAGGAUUCUUGGACUCCGGAAUUAAAGUUGAAAUUGGAAAAGUUUCUGGCUUUAAUGUUCAAAGCCAGUAACACGCCAAAGCUUUUAACAUUGUAUAAGGAGAAUGGACAAAGCAACAAAGACAUGUUGCAGCAGCUCCACCAGCAGCUGGUAGAAGCUGAGCGGAGGACCAUGACGUACCUGAAACGGUACAACAGGAUUCAGGCCGACUACCACAACCUCAUCGGAGUCACGGCAGAGCUGGUGGAUUCUCUGGAGGCCACGGUCAGUGGCAAGAUGAUCACGCCCGAGUACCUCCAGAGCGUCUGCGUCCGCCUCUUCAGCAACCAGAUGCGGCAGAGCCUGGCGCACAGUGUGGACUUCACGAGGCCCGGCACGGCCUCAACCAUGUUAAGAGCCUCCUUGGCACCCGUGAAAUUGAAGGAUGUCCCGUUACUGCCCUCCUUGGAUUAUGAGAAACUGAAGAAGGAUUUGAUUUUGGGGAGUGACCGCUUGAAAGCCUUCUUGUUGCAGGCUCUACGCUGGCGCUUGACCACAUCGCACCCCGGAGAGCAGAGAGAGACCGUCCUGCAGGCCUACAUCAGCAACGACCUGCUGGACUGUCACAGCCACAGCCAGAGGAGUGUGCUUCAGCUGCUGCAAUCCAAGAGUGAGGUGGUACGGCAGUACACGGCCCGGCUCAUCAACGCUUUCGCAUCCCUAGCAGAAGGUCGCCGCUACCUCGCCCAGAGCACAAAGGUACUGCGGAUGCUGGAGGAAAGGCUGAAGGAGGAAGACAAGGAUGUCAUCACCAGAGAGAAUGUUCUCGGGGCCCUGCAGAAGUUCAGCCUCAGGCGCCCACUGCAGACAGCGAUGAUUCAAGAUGGCCUCAUCAUCUGGCUGAUUGACAUCUUGAAGGAGCCUGACUGCCUGUCUGACUACACGCUCGAGUACUCGGUGGCCCUGCUCAUGAACCUCUGCCUCAGGAGCGCAGGGAAGAAUAUGUGUGCCAAGGUGGCGGGCCUGGUGCUGAAAGUCCUUUCAGAUCUGCUCGGCCAUGAAAACCACGAGAUACAGCCGUAUGUGAAUGGAGCUCUGUACAGCAUCCUUUCCAUUCCAUCCAUCCGUGAGGAAGCUAGAGCAAUGGGAAUGGAAGACAUCCUUCGCUGCUUCAUCAAAGAGGGCAACGCCGAAAUGAUCCGCCAGAUCGAGUUUAUUAUCAAGCAGCUGAAUUCAGAAGAGCUACUGGAUGGUGUUCUUGAAUCUGAUGAUGAUGAAGAUGAAGAUGAUGAAGAGGACCAUGACACUAUGGAAGCCGAUCUGGACAAGGACGAACUGAUCCAGCCCCAGCUUGGAGAGCUCUCAGGAGAGAAGCUUCUGACCACGGAGUACUUGGGAAUCAUGACCAACACGGGGAAGGCAAGGCGGAGGGGGGCAGCUGGCGUGCAGUGGGGUGGCCCGGAGCCCCUGCGCCGGCCGGUCACCCCCGGCGGCCACAGGACCGGGUACCCAGCGCUGGAAGAUCAUCCCAAUUCUCCCCAGAUGGCCCAGCAUGCCAGAAAUGGCUGCCUCCCAUCCCUGUCAAACACCCACGCUCCAGUCUGCAGGGGGGGCAAACCUGCUGCUCCUGAGCCUUGCCCUUCCUUUUCAUCCGCCACUGAUGCCAAGCCGGGAGAGUGGUCGCCAGCAGGACGUCAGGGAGAGCCUCGCCUACCCUCAGCAGGGGCCCCAAGCCAGCCUCGAGGGGGGCCCCAGGCCCUGGAAAGUGGAGACACCACCAGGGGAUUCACAUCAAGCUUCAUCUGCAAGCCCCGGGGCCCCCGCACCCUGGAGAUCCUGGACAUGAACCCACCCAAGGUCAAGGCGUCGGCUCUGGGCCCUCAGUUCUCCUCGUGUGGCCCCCAGCAGACCAGCCGUCCCAGUUCCACGACGACUUCCACAAGGAGCCUGCAGAGCAGCCCAUCUUCCAGGAAGUGAGGAUGGGUUCUUCCCUGAGGUCACCAUCCCUUUGCCCAGUGACGAGCCCGCUUCCUGCUCUCGGCCAGCCGGCAGCUGCAGAUGACAGAUGUGACGAGACAGUUAUCGUCACGCCACCAGGUGACUCGAGGAGCUGAGGAGGACAGCCCUCCAGGAGUCCAGGAGCAGGCUCACCGUAGCCCCUUCCCGAGGGUCCUGCCACUGCCCUUCCUGCCCACCCUCCCCGCCGGCACCCAGCUUGGGGGUGGGGGCAGUGGGGGACAGCAGAGCCAAAGCCAGGAGCUCGUCCAUCUCAGGGAGCCAGGGCCAGACAGCUCAGCCAGAGGCAGGCCCUCGACCUUGGAGGAAACCAGUCCUCCUCACCCAGACCAAGUAUGAGGAAACAGAAAGGGGUUAGAUCCUUCUCAAAUCGGCUGCCUGAGCCGCAGAUUUUGGAUUUUCUUCCUCUUAAAACCUGGUAAGAGUAUGGGGUGUUCCCCUCUGUGGCUGGAAUACGGCUGUUCCAAAGCAGCCCUGUGCUUCUUCCUACGUGUUCUAAGGGCUCAGAGCAUUGACCAGUUUAAAGCCAUUUCCCGCCCUCCGUCCGUUAAGACCACAAGCAGAAACUGUGCCCCCGGCAGGGUGACUGGUCCCCGCUGGGGGAGGCCCGUUGCUCCCUCCUUGCCAAGGGUGACAUCAGGGCCACAUCCUAGUGUUGGGGCCCAUGUGAGGAAAGCAGGAGAGACUCCAUCUUGAAGCCUGUCAUCCAUCUUAAAUACAGGAUGUGAACUGGGCCUGAACCCAAGCCCAGGAGUGAGGAAAUGGUCACUAGUGAAAACCAGGUCUCCUGGAGACUUCCCUCCUUACAGAUGGCAAACAGAGAUUGUAGUUGAAGUCAGGCUGCCCCUGUUAGAUUAACCAUGGAGACAUCCCCUCUUGAUGUAUAAUCAUUGUCCCCCCACCCUCCCUCCUUUAACCUUAAUUGUUUGUUUUCCUAGCACCUACUUGUUGUAAAACUCAAUCACAUGCAACAGAGAGGUUGCUAACACGUAACCAGUCAUGUAGUGGGGGGUAUAAAACUGGGCCUCUCAGAAGCAUCAGGGUCCUUGUUGGGAACCGAUUCACCCUUGGACCUGCUGGCGUAAUAAACUGUACUCCACUGUC
Messenger RNA from Cervus elaphus (red deer), 3829 nucleotides. It is a transcript of the gene ARMC9, whose product is annotated as armadillo repeat containing 9. Gene Ontology annotation, cellular component: ciliary basal body; centriole; ciliary tip. Gene Ontology annotation, molecular function: protein binding. The transcript is spliced from 25 exons. Lineage: Eukaryota; Metazoa; Chordata; Mammalia; Artiodactyla; Cervidae. The record is from RefSeq and is a predicted model, not a curated record. Gene Ontology annotation, biological process: cilium assembly. Bases 230 to 2686 code for a protein of 818 amino acids.